AUGAGGACGAUGAGUUCAACCCCGCGCCCCCAUGAAGACUCCGAUGCCGAGGAGCCCAGAGCCAAGCCCGCCAAGAAAGAGAGAUCUGGCGGCGACGGCGAGAAUGAGGACGAUGUGAAAUACGGACGCGUCCCCCACGACGAAGAGGAUGAUGCCAAAGACGUCGAGGAGGACGAUGAGGAGGGCGACAACCAAGCAGAGGAUGAUGACGAGGAAGACGAGGAAGAGGAUGAAGAAGAGGCAGUGAGCCAUCGCCCGCGUAAGAGAAUGAAGGCCAACCCUUUCAUUGAAAUCGAAGCCGGUGUCGACGAAGAAGAGGACGAAGCCGAAGAUGAAGAGGAUGAGCUCGCCGAAUUUGGCAUGGAAACCCACCCCGAUGACCUCGAUGUGCUACCCGGAGGCACCGAGACAGAUGACCGCCGUCACCGACAAUUGGAUCGCCAGCGCGAGAUUGACGCCAGCAUGGACGCAGAGAAGCAGGCACAGAUGCUUAAGGAGCGAUACGGACGGAACCGUGCGGCAGCUUCAGAUGCGCUCGUCAUCCCGAAACGACUUCUUCUUCCUAGUGUGGAGGAUCCCAGUAUUUGGGGUUGCCGCUGCAAACCUGGCAAGGAGAAGGAAGUCGUCUAUUCGAUCCAGAAACGUAUUGAAGAACGCCCAGCAGGCUCCCGCAACCCGAUUCGUAUCAUUUCAGCCUUUGAGCGUGGCAAUGUUAUGCAGGGUUGGUUCUACUGUGAAGCCCGCAGACAGGCAGAUGUCACCGAAGGUCUGGAGGCCAUCAACUUCUACUAUCCAUCCCAGAAGAUGACCUUGGUUCCCGUGAAGGAGAUGCCUGAUCUUUUCCGUGUUCAAAAAUCCGAAGAGCUUUUGCCUGGUGGCUGGGUCCGUAUCAAGCGCGGCAAAUACUCGGGUGAUUUGGCACAGAUCGAGGAGGUUGAAACAAAUGGACUGAAUGUCACUGUUCGCCUUGUUCCUCGACUGGACUACGGAAUGAACGACGAUGCUCUUGGUGCUCCUGCAGCUGAAUCCAAGCGCAAACGUGGUCUCACCAAUACUGUUCGCCCUCCCCAGCGCCUCUUCAGCGAGGCAGAGGCAAAGAAGAAGCACGCAAAGUACCUGUCGUCUACUUCAGGUCUCGGUGGAAAAUCAUGGAACUAUCUGAACGACAACUACGUCGACGGCUUCCUCAUCAAGGAUAUGCGGGUCCAGCACUUGGAUACCAAGAAUGUCAACCCUAGGCUAGAGGAAGUCACAAUGUUUGCCCGCGGAGGCGAAGACGGUACUGCUAACCUUGACCUGGCUUCGCUCGCUGAGACCCUUAAGAAGUCCACUGCCGAGGAAGCCUACCAACCGGGCGAUCCGGUGGAGGUCUACCGAGGUGAACAGCAGGGCCUUAUUGGUCGCACAGUGUCAACUCGAGGUGACAUCGUUUCUCUGCAAGUUACCGAAGGUGAGCUGUCUGGACAGACAAUUGACGCGCCUGUUCGCACCCUUCGCAAACGAUUCAGAGAGGGUGAUCACGUCAAGGUCAUUGGAGGCAGUCGUUAUCAAAACGAAUUGGGUAUGGUGGUCCAAGUCAAGGACGAUACAGUUACUCUACUCAGUGAUAUGAGCAUGCAGGAGAUCACAGUCUUCAGUAAAGACCUCCGACUUUCUGCUGAGAUGGCUGCCGAUGGACAGCUUGGCAUAUAUGAUGUUCAUGAUCUCGUCCAGCUUGAUGCUGCCACAGUUGCCUGUGUCAUCAAAGUGGACCGCGAGUCGCUCCGCGUUGUGGACCAGAAUGGCUCUGUUCGGAAUAUUCUGCCCACCCAGAUUGCAGCCAAAAUCACUCCUCGCCGUGAUGCAGUCGCUACUGAUAAGAAUGGCGCAGAGAUUCGACUUGGCGACACUGUCCGCGAGCUCCAUGGAGAGCAGCGGAGCGGAGUCAUCCGCCACAUCCACCGUUCAUUCCUUUUCUUGCACAAUAAGGCCCAAGCUGAAAACGCCGGUAUUACCGUAGUGCGGACAUCAAGCGUUGUCACUGUUUCGGCACGAGGCGGCCGACCUGCCGGACCUGACCUGACCAAGAUGAACCCUGCCCUGGCUAUGCAAACACCUGGUGGUGGUGGGGCUCAAAUGCCACCUCCUCGUCGUGGCCGCGACAGAUUGCUUGGAAAGACAGUAACUAUUCGCAAGGGUCGCUAUAAGGGACUUGUCGGAAUUGUUCGCGAUGCCGAUGAUAGUUCCGCCCAGGUGGAGCUUUACACAUCUAACAAGCCCGUUCACAUCCCACGGGACAUCCUUACCGUCAAAGAUCCCAUCACCAAACAAUCCCUGGAUAUGGGUGGUGGCCGCGGAAGAGGGUCACGCACUCCAUUUGGCUCCUCGGCCGGUCUCCCAUCGAGAGAAGGUGGAUGGGCCGGUGGUCGCACUCCGAUGGCUGCCGCAGACUCCUCCAGAACCCCGGCCUGGGGCGGCGCAGGAGGAUCCAGAACUCCUGCUUGGGGGAACGCCAGUGGGUCUCGCACACCAGCAUGGAAGAACGAUGGCUCCCGCACCUCAAAUCCCUACGAAGGAAACCGCACUGCCUACGGAGGAGUGGGCAACCGCACACCAGCCUGGAACUCGGGAUCAAAGACACCAUACGACUCCAGCUCUGGUUUCGACGCCUUUGCCUCUGGCUCUCGCACCCCCGCCUGGGGCAGUGCCGGCGGAAACGCAGGAAACCGCACCCCAGCUUGGGGUGGCCUGUCCAGUAGCCGAGACCAGCGCGACUUCGAUGACGCCCCCACACCCGGUGGAGGCUACUCCGCCCCCACACCAGGCGCGUACACAGCACCUACCCCCGGCGCACCAACACCUGGAGCAUGGCCGGAAAGUGCCCCCACACCCGGCGGUGCUUUCAGCGCACCAACCCCUGGCGGCCCUUCGAAGCGUGACUACGACGCUCCUACUCCUGCGGCGUAUGACGCGCCAACUCCUGCCAUGGGUGGUGCGGCUGCCACGCCCGGCGCUGGAUAUGGUGGUAAUGAUAACGGACCUCGAUAUGAUGACUCGCCGAGUCCGUGA
Penicillium canescens is the source of this 3048-nucleotide messenger RNA. It is a transcript of the gene spt5, whose product is annotated as transcription elongation factor spt5. NCBI's taxonomy places the organism in Eukaryota, Fungi, Ascomycota, Eurotiomycetes, Eurotiales, Aspergillaceae. The coding region runs from base 1 to 3048 and encodes 1015 amino acids. The record is from RefSeq and is a predicted model, not a curated record. The transcript is spliced from 3 exons. Gene Ontology annotation, biological process: transcription elongation by RNA polymerase II; regulation of transcription by RNA polymerase II; regulation of DNA-templated transcription elongation. Gene Ontology annotation, cellular component: DSIF complex. Gene Ontology annotation, molecular function: mRNA binding; protein binding.